Molecule: messenger RNA, 1548 nt
Organism: Naegleria fowleri
Lineage: Eukaryota; Heterolobosea; Eutetramitea; Acrasida; Naegleriidae
Source: the annotation of a RefSeq genome assembly
AUGAGUAGAAUCAGUAAUUUAAGUAAUCUAAGAGUACCUUUUUUUAAUUCUUGGAAAAAUACCUGGUAUGAGGAUAGUAAAUAUUAUUCUUUAUUAUUUUUUCGAGAUUUUCAAGUUCUCCAAUAUUUUAAAGGUUUAUUUUAUCGUUUAAAAAUGUUAACAGAUGAUGUUUAUUUAAAUUAUAUUACGAAUAAUUAUUUAUUUGUUAAUUUAAAUAUUUAUCUUUAUCGUUUUCAGAUAAAAAAAUAUUUUUUAUCUUUUUUUUCAGAACAAUAUUUGUUAUAUAGUUUUAUGUUCAGAAAAAAUAAAAUUCAUAAAGUUAAUUUACGAUGUAAUAGGGUAAUGUAUGUACAUGCUUUUUAUUCUAAUUCUGUUUUAUAUUUUUUAUAUUUUUUUAAUCGUGGAAUAAACAAACGAUGCAUACAUAAAAAAUAUUUUUAUUCUUCUAUAAUUAAUAUUAAUAAUAGGCCGAAAUAUAAAAAUAAUCCAAUUAAAUUUCAAUUAAAAAAAAAUAUAUUUUAUUUUUUUUCUUUCUAUAGAAAAAAAAAAAAAAAUAAUUUAAAACUAUUAAGCUUGUUUUAUUAUGUAUUAAGAUUUUUUUUAUUUCUCAGCAUUAAGUUGACGCCUAGUUUUAUUUUAUUUCGUUUUUUUUUAUUAUGUUAUAAUAAAUUAUUAUUUUUAAAACAAAAUUUUGUUUAUAGUAUGCAAUACUAUCCAAAUAAAGUAUUAAAUCAUUCUUAUUAUUUUUUAAAAGAGAAUUAUAAAAGAGAAUUGAGUAGGGAUAUUUUUGAUGAACGUACUUUUUAUGAUUUUUUUGUUUAUUUUUUUUUAUAUUAUUUUAUACUAAAUAUAGAAAAAACAAUUUAUUUAUUUACUGGAAUGCGUUUUAUUUUCCUAGGAUCUUUUUAUAUGUAUAAAAAGUUACCACCUUUAUUAUCUUCUAAAUUAGUAAAUGAUUAUGUUUGUCUGGAACUAGAAAAAGGAGCUAAUUUAUUUAGAAUCUUUAAAAGCCUACAAUAUAUACAGUUGAGGGAGAAAAGAAAACUAAAGACAGAGCUAUUAAAUAAUUUUUCUAAAUCAUUUUUUGAAUAUUAUUUUAUUAAACGUCAUAGUAAAAUAAAACAAUGCUUUGCUUUAUUGAAACGGUUAAAUAUAUUAAGUAGAAAGAAUAAGAAGAAGACUAGUAGGAAAGAAUUAUAUUUGAAUUUAAAUAAAUCUAAUUUUUUUUUAUCGUUUACUAAAUUACGAUUUUUAUUUGAUUCUUUAUGUCAAAAUGAAAUAAUGGCAAAAAAAUAUCCAUUAAUAGGAUUGCGUAUUGAAUGUAAUGGUCCGCCUAAAAAAGGAAGACAAGCCAGAUUAGUAGCUUAUCAUCAAAUAAUAAAAAAUUAUAAGUUAUUUGGAAAAAUGCCAAAUAAAAGUAUAUUAGCAGACAUUGAUUAUUAUCAAUCAUUUGCGAGAGCAAAACAGGGUUCUAUAGGUAUUAAAGUAUGGAUGUUUUUUUAUAGUAAAACAUAUGAUUCAAACUAUAAAUUAAUAAGUAUAGUCUAA